Molecule: messenger RNA, 9498 nt
Organism: Brettanomyces bruxellensis
Lineage: Eukaryota; Fungi; Ascomycota; Pichiomycetes; Pichiales; Pichiaceae
Exons: 2
Coding region: 1-9498 (3165 amino acids)
Biological process (GO): late endosome to vacuole transport; mitochondrion organization; protein targeting to vacuole
Cellular component (GO): extrinsic component of membrane
Source: RefSeq, a predicted model, not a curated record
AUGUUAGAGUCUCUAGUUGCGUCGAUAUUGAAUCGGACGCUGGGGCAGUAUGUGGAGAAUUUUGAUCCGGCCCAAUUGAAUAUAGGAAUAUGGAGUGGAGAUGUUAAACUACGGGACUUGAAGCUCAAGCAGGAAUCAUUGGACCGGUUGGGGCUUCCGAUUGCACUCAAGUUUGGGCAUCUAGGCCAGUUGACGUUACAGAUACCAUGGUCCAACCUAAAAUCGAAACCUGUGAAGAUUAUCGUCGAGGAUAUGUUUCUUUUGGCCAGUGCAAUGCUUCCCACAGAGAUAAAUGUGCAAGAGGAGGAGGAGAGGAAGUUGCGUGUGAAAAAGAGCAAGCUAGAGGCAUUGGAGUUGUCGGAGAACACACUUCCGGCCUCGGAAAGUGAGGAGGACAGGGAAAAGAACGAGAAUUUCAUGGAAAGCUUGACCACAAAGAUUGUGGACAACUUGCAAAUCACAAUACGGAACAUCCAUUUGCGAUACGAGGACCGGGACACCUUCACAAAGGUGCCGUAUGCAGUUGGAUUGACCCUCCAAGAGCUCUCGGCUGUGUCCACGGAUGAAAACUGGAUUCCAGGGUUUGUAUUGGGGGCCAGCGAUCUGUCGAGAAAACUCACAACUCUUAAAUCGCUCGAGGUGUACUGGGAGACAAAUGCACAGACACUCUAUGAUGCCGACCGGCAGAAGAUGGUGGAUUCGUUCCUCUCCGUUAUCGACAAAAAUUCGUCGUUGGAAGGUGAAGGCGUCCAGCAUCUCAUGAAACCAGUCUCUGGAUAUGGCCAUCUCACGGUAAACAAAGCGGGAAGCACUGAAUCAGCGCCUCACUAUAACGUUGAUCUAUUUUUCGAUGAGUUUGGUGUCACCUUGGACGAAGAACAGUAUCGAGACAUGUGCUGGACGAUCUCGGAGGUCACGUGGUACCAGAAAACGUACAAAUUCCGGCGGUUGAGGCCACAUGUGCCCGUUGAAGAGGACCCGAAGCAGUGGCUCAGGUAUGCAUUCAGGUGUGUGUAUGACGAGAUACACGAGCGAAACUACAAGUGGACCUGGGAGUACUUUGAGAAGAGAAGAGACCAGCGGAAGAAGUACGUUAAUGCAUGGCUUAAGCAUCUUGAAGGGGACCCGGAUGCCACCGUUCAGGCCGAAAUAUACAACCUGGAGAGCCAGGUGGCAUACAAUGACUUGAAGUUUUACCGGGAGAUAGCCAAAAUGGAGUAUGUGAGGAAGCAUCAUGCACACCCGGCCUCGAAUGCAGUGCAGAAGCAGGCUUCGGCAAAUACAGGCACCGCUUCCUCGUGGAUUUCGUGGUGGAAGGGUGGUUCUACCGCCGCUGAUGCCGGACAGAGCAAGAAGGAGGAUCUGGCAGAGGGUGAAGAUACAGAUCUUACACUCUCUUCACAGCAGAGGAAGGAGUUGUACGAUGCGAUAGGAUACGAUGAGCAGAAGAAGCUGACGGACUCGUUGGACAUGCCGAGGGAAAGAGUGAGGACUUGCAUCGGGUGGAAUUUGAAGAAGGGGUCGUUUGUGAUCAAGAAGGCUCAGACGCACAAGCCGGUUGCAGAAGUCAUCUUUGAAGGAAUGCAUGCGGACGUGUUUCAAAGAAAGGACUCGUACUAUCUUGGGUUCAAGUUGAGAGAGUUCCGGGUCGAAAACGGAGCCAGUGGCACGCUCUACAAGCAUAUAGUGAGCGUGAAACCGUUUGACACGGGCAGUGCGGAAAGCUCAUCGAGUUCUGAGAUGGAUGCUGAGGGCGGCCCGGACGAGAAAGAGUCUUUUUUCCAGAUUUCCUACGAGAGCAACCCGUUGGACGAGUCUGCAGACUCCGAGUUGUUGGCCAAGAUGAACAGCAUGACGAUAUUCCACGAUCCACGCUUUAUCGAAGAGGUUGCGAGGUUCUUCCGCCCACCACAGACUCAUGCAGACACCAUUGGUGCCAUCAUGAAUGCUGCCGAGAGCACCAUCCAGGGAUUCACAGAUCAGACAAGAAUCGGGCUCCAGUACGCGUUCGAUGAGCACACAACCAUUAACUGCAAGAUGGACUUGCAGGCACCGUUGAUAAUCAUGCCUCUCGACUGCACAAGCUGGUCAUCUCCGGUCUGUGUUCUUGAUGCGGGCCACAUAAACGUGAUGAGCGAUUUGGUGGACAAGCAGAAGAUCAAGGAGAUCAAGGGAGCCGACAAGAGCACCUUUGGCGAGUCGGACUGGGAGAAGUUGAACGCGUUCUUAUUCGACCGGUUCGAGCUUCAACUUGAGGAUGCACAGAUGCUGAUCGGGCCAAACGUCAAGGCUGCAAUCGAGCAGCUUCACUCCUCAGGGCCGAAACCGUCUCUCAUCCUCGACCAUUUGACAAUUAACAUAUUGCUCGAGUUGUCGAUCGUCCCCACCUACACUCAUCUACCGUUGAUGAAGAUCAGCGGGAACAUUCCGCAGAUAAAAGCCAGCUUGAACGACUAUCAGCACAGAAUUUUCUCCCAGGCACUAAUGACCAUGAUGCCGGACUUGUCGGCUACUUUGGCUGUGCCUGCCGAGUCUUCUAACGAUCUCGAGAUGCUGGUUUCAAACGAGGAGUCUUCUCCAGGCUAUGAUGUUGGUCUAGGUUCUGCCACCACUGAUUCAUCUGAGGGUUCAAAUGACACUUCAGGCAGCGAGCAGAGGAGAAAAAUCAUGCAACACAAGCUGGAUGUGAGCAUCAACAUCGGUGUGAUCGUGAUCAGCCUAAGCAGAUGCUCUGAUCCGAAGACUUUCGAGGCCGAGAAGUUGGCAGAUGUCGUUGGGGAGAAUUUCAGGCUUCGGUACUUCAGCACAGAGGAAACCAUGAAUGCAAAUGUUGAGCUUGCCGACUUUUCGAUCUAUGACUUUAUGGAACCAACUGGUAACGAAGAGUUCAAGAAGUUGGUUUCAGCAGAUGUGUCUUCUGCAGAAUCCAAGCCCCGGAAUCUCUUCACUGUAGCCUACACGAGGAAACAGAGGAACGUGAACUUCAACAGCAAGAUCAUCCAGGCUUUUGACCAGGACGUCGACUUGAACAUAUCGGACUUUAAAGUGGUCCUAACGAGGAAAUCGGUCCUUACCCUCGUCAGCUUCCUCAGAAACACGUUUGUGGACCCAAAUGCUCCUUUGCUUCCGGCAGACCAGCUUAGACACAAUGAUGAAGCAAACGCACAGACUGCACCUGAGCAGAUGAAACUAAAGUUGGAGAUGAACAGUAUCACCUUGAUAUUGAACGACGAUGGUUACAAGAUUGGAACCAUGAAGCUAAAGGAGGCCGACAUCGACAUGAUCCUGUUCCCGGACAAAAUGAGACUCAAUGCCAGCAUAGGAGGUCUCACAUUGAGAGAUGACAUCAGCAAGAACAUCCCGUCUCUAUCGCAGCUAAUAAGAAUAAAGGGAAGAGAGUUCAUCAAGCUACAUUACGAAACGUUUGAUCCCGAGACAAACAGGCUGCCUUACAGCUCCGAACUUUCGCUUGAGACCGGUUCAAUUGUCAUCACAUUCGUGCAAAGCUCGUUUGCGAGAAUCUACUCGUUCAUCAGCCAGUUCAGCCGCAUGAAGGACAUUUACGAUAAUGCUAGAGAAGCCGCUUUGAGCCAGGCUACUAGCAUAGAAGGGACGGAUAAGAUGAAGUUUGAUGUUUUGCUCCGUGCACCAAUUCUCAUUUUUCCCAAGGUCAGGAACCCGUUAACGGGUGAGAUCGACACAAUAAACACGAAUCUAGGAGAGAUAGAUGCCUCGAACUCUUUCACUGAAAGUGGCGGAAGUAUCUUCAACAUUACCACGGCAAAGCUUAAGAAUACCAGGAUCUGUUCCACGUUUUCGCUUCCUGACGGAGGGCGGCAAAACUUGGAGAUUAUCGAUAAGUUUGACGUUCAGUUGAACGCAAACUAUUACGAUGGAUGCGUUUUGAGUCGGCCGGCCACGAUCAUCAAGGCUGUGAUCUCUGGAAGUGACAUGAAGCUUACUGAUUGGCAGGCUCACUAUAUCCUGGAGAUUAUCCAGAGUAUUCCGCAGGCGUUUACCGAUUAUUCCAUCGGCAAUGAAACCAUCCGGGACCUCGAGGAUGAUGCUCUGCAAGCAAAUAUGAUAAUCAGCAGGGAGGAAUCACCCUCCAAGGCUGUGAUUAAUGAAACAUUGAUCCAGAAAAGCAAGAGUUCGGACCAGAGCACGACUGCUAACUCCGGGCACGGAGAUAAAACAACCGUGAGCGUGCAUGUGGAGAUUCCAGCAAUCUCACUAACAAUAUACAACAAUACCAGAAAAUCAGCCACACUCGACAACAAGGGUCUUUCGAGAUUUAUGGUGAACGAUCUCUGUAUGAAGGCGGAUGUUCGAGAGAGCGGAAGUUAUGAUGCAAACGUACAGCUGAAGUCCUUUGUUGUGAGAGAUGUGCGAAAUGACACCAAGAACAAAUUCCCGGAAAUCAUCCCUGCUUCGGCGAGUGAUGGAUAUCAACUUGUUGCUUCCGUGAAGGGAGUCACUGCCGAGGGAAAGAGCUUCACGAAAGUGGAUCUCCAGAUCAACAACCCAACAUUGCUCUUGGCAAUGGAUUAUAUGAUCUCGUUGAAGACGUUUGUGGAUGCUGUUUUGGACACUACUGCCACGACCAAGGAGCUUGAUAACAGAUUGCAAACAAUCGAGGAAAACAGCACUUACAGGCACAAGUCCAUGACCGGAGACGAAGAAUCGGAUGUAAUUGAGGACUCAGAGGCUUCCGAGCAGAAAGAACUAUCGUAUGCCAUCAGAAUUCCAAACAUAUCGAUCAUCUUGCUCGCCAACUCUGAAAAGCCAGAUUCAGAGGCGGUGGUCUUCAAGAUCUCACAGAUUGUACUUAGUGCCACCGAUAUCACGAGAGUCCAGCUUAAGGGAAUAGGGAUGUUCCUUUGUAAUAUGGACGCUUACGAAGUCAACAGGAUACAGAUCAUCGAUGACUUUUCUUCCAAGUUCGAAAUCGAUAGCAGGGGCUCGUCCCCUACAUCGUAUCUUACACAGAUGGCUUUUGAUGUGGAUCCGCUUUUGAUUCGUGUUUCUCUCAGCGAUAUCAAGCUAGCCACCGAUAUAUUCAACAGAGCAUCGGCAAUAUACUCUGAGGCCACAAAAGCUGCCAGUACUCCUGCUGAAAAUCGCAGGCGGAGGAGGUCUUCAAUUGCCUCAGAGAUAAGCCAGACCAUUGCUAAACACGCACCAUCUGUUUUAUCGAGUCUCACCAAGAUAUCCAAUAAGGCAGGCGCCAAAAAGAAGCCUAAUGUCAUAGUUAAGGCCGAGAAGUUCUUGGCCACACUUGGUGGGAUGAGAAUUGUUCUCAUUGGUGAUGUCCAUGAGCUCCCUGUUCUUGAUGUGGUUGUAAAACCACUGAAUGCUCAGGUGAAGAACUGGUCUACCGAUCUGGAGGCUGACGUCACCUUCCAGCCCCAGAUUCAAAUAUACAACUACUCCACUUCGUCCUGGGAGCCGUUGCUAGACCAGUGGUCUUUUAGUAUUCAUGUUACUAAGGACAGCAAGGCUAAAGGAGAGCUUGCUGUUAGCAUCAGCUCGGAUGAUAUUGCCGAGGUCACUUUGACAAAAAGAUCGAUUGCAUCGCUUUCAUACUUUGGCUCCUUGCUCAAGGAGGAGUCCGAGAUACGGCCAAGGGGUGAAGGUGCACCUUAUCUGCUCUUCAACCAGACUGGAUACGAUCUUAACGUGUGGAUCGAUGGCCAGAGUACAGAUUCGGCUCAUAGAAAGCAGCUCACACUGCUUAAAAACGGAGAUCACAUUCCCUGGGCCUUCGAGGAUUGGCGGGAAAUCCGUAAGAAUCUAAAUAUGCAGACGGAAAGAGACACCUUGGCUGUGGAGUUCAUUGAUUCGCAGUUUAAUCCGGUUAAAGCCAUCUCGCUCACAACAGAGGGCGAAGAUAUAUUCAUGCUUGAACCAAAGUACCGCAACGCAUAUCAUCACAGACUUGCUUGCGAAGUUGUGCUUGCGAAGGACAAAGUGAAGCACGUGAUCUUAAAAUCGACCAUCACCAUUCACAACCACACCCCACAGGGGCUAUUUAUUGGUGUUGGGAAGUACAACAGCAAGCCUGUGGUUGACCGGGAGGUUCAUAUUCCAAGCGGUGGUAAAAUAGCUCUUCCAAUUGAUCUGGUGUACGAGGGAAAGCUCGUAGUUCGGCCAGAAACCAAGGGGCAGCAGUUUGGUUGGUCGAUGGCUCGUUGCAGGAAGACAAACAGGAACUCACUGUUUGACUGGAAGACGAUAUCAAGAAGUGACAUGAUCUUGGAAUGCCCAAGCACAGAAUCGGGAAGCAUUAAGAGCUACUACUUCAACGCCAGGGCCAAGUUCAACUCCUCAGAGGUCUUGACGAAGGUUUAUCCACACAUGGUCAUCAACAUUACUCCGCCCCUGGUGUUGCAGAACUUGCUUCCAUUUGAUGUGAACUGGGAAUUGUUCCAAAAGGGAACCGAUAAGUGGGAGUGCGACUUGAAGCAGGGCACCAGCUCCUCGAUUCACGUGAUUGACAUGAAUAAUUCUGCGGUGAUGAAGUUGUCGAUUCCAGGAACAUCGUUUGGAAAGAGCCGGCCGGCGAUAAUAAAUACAUCCAACAAGGAUGUGAAGAAUGACGACACGGUACUUUUAAUCAACGACGAGCACCAGAAGUUGUAUCUAAGGCUUCUUUACACCAGCAGCCCGGAGGCAGGCCGAAAAGUCACUCUUUACACUCCGUAUCUUAUCGUAAACAGGACGGGUAAGACUGUCAUCAUCAGCAAUGGAGCCAACUUCAUGGUUUCAAGAGCAAAGAAAAUCAAACCCGGAUACGAUGAUGCUAUGCCCGACAUGUUUUCGUUCGGAAAGGACUCAAGAGGGUUGUUUACGACAAACUUCGAAACAAAUCACGUUGCUCUGAAGAUCGAAGACUCUCUUCUCAGCCGCAGCUUCAACAUUGAUAAAGUGGGCCAGAACUUCCAGAUAGAGGCUCCUAUGGAUGGCAAGCCAUUCGAAUACGAUAUUGGUGUUCAUAUCACUGAGGGAAAAGGAGCGUUCAACUUGACCAAGGUUGUCACCUUAACUCCAAGAUACAUCGUUAGAAAUGACUUGGCCGAGACCAUAUAUGUUACUUCAAUCGGAUCUUCGCGUCAUCUACGCCUUGAUCCCGGGAAAAUCAUCCCGAUUUAUGGCGUGUCAAGGAUGAAUCCAAAGCAAAUAUGCAUUAGUACGAAGAACGAUGGUAAGAUGUCAGCUCCCUUCAAUAUCAAUGAUGUUGGUGAGAUAUUUGUUCGGGCACAAAAGCGGGACUCUUUGUCCCAUUUGCUUGUUAGGGUGGUUAUCACGACGGAGGGUGCAUCGAUAUUCAUCAGUAUGAUGGACACCAAUGGCAGCUGGCCUUACUCCAUAAGAAAUUUCAGCGACUUUGAAUUCAUAAUCUACCAAUCCGACCCGUACAUGAAGCUGGAUGGAACUAGGCGCUCUAAUGUUCGUUUCAAGCCAGUUUUAUACAAAAUUCCUCCAAAAAGUGCAAUGCCUUAUGCAUGGGACUUUCCGGCGGCUGAUGUCAAGGAGUUGGUGUUGAGAAGUGGAAAUAAAGAAAGGUUCGUGCAGCUUGCUGAAAUUGGCACACUUUAUCCAAUGAGACUUGGCUCCAGCUCCAAUUCACCAACCAACGGCAGAAACGUUGUUGAUUUGAAUGUUCAGGCCGAAGGUCCAGUCCAGGUGUUGAUGAUAAACAACUAUGAUCCUAAAACGAGCAUGUAUCGGAUGAAGUCGAAUUCUUCUUCACAUACCACAAACAGCCGGAAUUCCGGCGACUUCGAGACCGGAACCAAGGACGAAAACUACAAUUUGAGCGUUUCGGUGGACUUUAAAGGAUUGGGUGUUUCAUUGAUCAAUUCAGAGUGUGAGGAAAUCAGUUAUAUAACUUUAAGAGGAGCAAUAAUGAACUAUGCAGAGUCUGAAAUCCAUCAGAACAUUGCUCUGAAGCUUAAGUGGCUUCAAGUGGACAACCAGACGUAUCCGGCAACAUUCCCGGUUCUCAUAUAUCCUACUGUUGUUCCAAAGUCGAAAAAAGAGAUGAACGAGCACCCAGUGUUUUCAGCAGGCAUUUCUAAGAUGAAAGACGAUUCACAUGGGGUCACAUACAUCAAGUUUGCAACAGCACUAUUUCAGGAAAUGUCCUUUGAGCUAGACGAGCCAACAAUUUCCUCCUUAAUGGAGUUCUUCAAGACACCGGAAGCAUCUGAAAAUGAUGAUACCAUCGAUGUAUUAUGGGACAAGCAUACAGAGAUUCCAGAGCCGCCUACUCUAAGAACAGGAGACGAUUACUACUUUGAGCUUCUUCAUUUGCAACCCUUGCAGUUCAAUGUUUCGUUUGAACGGACUGAUGAGCUGGAUGACGAUGCUCCUAUAUCCGGAAAUCCAAUAGCUUUGGCCGCGAGUGCGAUUAGUAUGGCAGUGGGAAAUAUUAGAGAUGCUCCUAUCAAGAUGUCAUCUUUAAUUUUGGAGAAUGUGAGAACUCCUCUACCGUACCUCCAGCAAAAUAUCCAGGAGCAUUACAAGCAAGCCUUUUUGUAUCAGUGGUACAAAGUGCUUGGAUCUGCAGAUGUCAUCGGCAAUCCGGUUGGGUUGUUCAACAACAUCAGUUCCGGAGUGAUGGAUAUCUUCUAUGAACCAUAUCAGGGAUACAUUAUGACUGACAGGCCUCAGGAGUUGGGAAUAGGAUUGGCAAGAGGUGGUAUCAGCUUUUUACGGAAGUCUUUGUUCGGCGUUAGUGACAGUGUGUCACGCUUUACAAGUUCCGUUGCAAAGGGACUCACUGUUGCAUCCAUGGACAGAGAUUUCCAAAAGAAAAGGAGGCAGAACAGGCAGAAAAGCCGGCCAAACCAUCCACUUGGUGGUUUUGCAAGUGGAACAAACUCGUUGUUUGACGGUAUCACCAGUGGAUUGUCUGGUUUGGCUAUUGCUCCAAUCAAAGGUGCAAACGAAGAAGGUGCCUCUGGAUUCAUCAAAGGACUGGGUAGGGGAAUUAUCGGUCUUCCUACAAAGGCCGCUACAGGAGUGCUAGACUUUGCCAAUGAUAUCAGUGAGAGCAUCAAGAGCUCGACCACUGCCUUUGAUAAAGACAGCUCGAGGAGAAUGCGUCUUCCAAGAAAUAUCCGAUAUAACGGAUGUGUCACCUCUUAUUCCGAAAGAGAGGCCCAAGGUCAGUACUGGUUGAAAACAUGCGAUGGUGGGAAAUAUUCUCGUGAGAGAUACUUGGCUCAUGUGAUGCUUCCAGGAUUCGAGAUGGUGUGCAUUGUCAGUAUGUCCAGGAUUUUGGUUGUUACUGUGGAGACUUUGAAAGCCGAAUGGAACAUGCCUUAUGAGAAGAUAGGUAAUAUCACAUUGGAGAACACCGGAAUUCUUAUUAAGCAGAAUCGGGCCGGCUCUCCGGAAAGGUUUAUUUCAAUUCCAGGAAAAGCUGACCAGAUAUUUUUGUAUAGGAACAUCGUUACUGCUGUCAACGAGUACAACAAGAAUCGUAUGUAA